Messenger RNA from Ictidomys tridecemlineatus (thirteen-lined ground squirrel), 7968 nucleotides. The record is from RefSeq and is a predicted model, not a curated record. Lineage: Eukaryota; Metazoa; Chordata; Mammalia; Rodentia; Sciuridae.
GAACCUUACUUUUUAUUCAAAAUAAGCAAACAAAAAUAAAAACACAAACUGAUUUGUAGAGCUGUUCAUUGAUAUCAGCUUACAUCACUGAGAAGAUAAUUUUGAAGACAUGUUUUGUUGAAAAGACAACUGAGAAAGAUUUUACGAAUGGGAUGAACACGCUCCAGUUGAUUGACUACCUACUGCAAUUUGAAUGUUAACGUUACCCGCCUGGUACAGUUACCUAGUGAUGUACCUAUUCUCACAAUACCCUAUUUCAGCGUGCUUGUCUUGAUUAAAGAAUUCAAAGUGGAGUACCGAAAACUUGAUAUGGAUAAUAAAAAGAAAGACAAGGACAAAUCAGAUGAUAGAAUGGCACGACCUAGUGGCCGAUCAGGGCACAACACUCGAGGAACUGGGUCUUCAUCAUCUGGAGUUUUAAUGGUUGGACCUAACUUUAGAGUUGGAAAAAAAAUUGGAUGUGGCAAUUUUGGAGAAUUACGAUUAGGGAAAAAUUUAUACACGAAUGAAUAUGUGGCAAUUAAGCUGGAGCCUAUGAAAUCCAGAGCACCACAGCUACAUUUGGAAUACAGAUUCUACAAGCAGUUAGGAUCUGGAGAUGGUAUACCUCAAGUUUACUAUUUUGGCCCUUGUGGUAAAUACAAUGCUAUGGUGCUGGAACUGCUGGGACCUAGUUUGGAAGACUUGUUUGACUUGUGUGACAGAACUUUUUCUCUUAAAACAGUUCUCAUGAUAGCUAUACAACUGAUUUCUCGAAUGGAAUAUGUUCAUUCAAAGAACUUGAUAUACAGAGAUGUAAAACCUGAGAACUUCUUAAUAGGACGACCAGGAAACAAAACCCAGCAAGUUAUUCAUAUAAUAGAUUUUGGUUUGGCAAAGGAAUACAUUGAUCCAGAGACAAAGAAACAUAUACCCUACAGAGAACACAAGAGCCUUACAGGAACAGCUAGAUAUAUGAGCAUAAACACACAUUUAGGAAAAGAACAAAGUAGAAGAGAUGAUUUAGAAGCUUUAGGUCAUAUGUUCAUGUAUUUUCUGAGAGGCAGUCUUCCUUGGCAAGGCUUAAAGGCUGACACAUUAAAAGAGAGAUAUCAGAAAAUUGGAGAUACAAAACGAGCUACACCAAUAGAAGUGUUAUGUGAAAAUUUUCCAGAAGAAAUGGCAACAUAUCUUCGUUAUGUAAGAAGGUUAGAUUUUUUUGAAAAGCCAGAUUAUGACUACCUAAGAAAGCUUUUUACUGACUUAUUUGAUCGAAAAGGAUAUAUGUUUGAUUAUGAAUAUGACUGGAUUGGUAAACAGUUGCCUACUCCAGUGGGAGCAGUUCAGCAAGAUCCUGCUCUAUCAUCAAACAGAGAAGCACAUCAACACAGAGAUAAGAUGCAACAAUCCAAAAAUCAGUCGGCAGACCACAGGGCAGCUUGGGACUCCCAGCAGGCAAAUCCCCACCAUUUGAGAGCUCACCUUGCAGCAGACAGACAUGGUGGCUCGGUACAGGUUGUAAGUUCCACAAAUGGAGAGUUAAACACAGAUGACCCUACUGCAGGACGUUCAAAUGCACCCAUCACAGCCCCUACAGAAGUAGAAGUGAUGGAUGAAACCAACUGCCAGAAAGUGUUGAACAUGUGGUGCUGCUGUUUUUUCAAACGAAGGAAAAGGAAAACUAUACAACGCCACAAAUGACUCUGGACACAGACAGAUCAUGGGGAGUUACUUACAUGUACAUCUGCUGUCUUGUGAUUAAAAUCAUCUCUGUAGUGACCACAUAUAUUUUCAAGGACUCACUCUUAGAAACAAAUAUGUCAUACUUUCAUACUUCGUUUUGUGAUUGUCUUACAUUCAUAUUUUUUUCUAAUUUAACUUUUAUGGAAGCUUUAAAGUUUUGUCAAAACAUGAGUGCUUUGCCCAUCAAUGUAUAGAAUGGACCAAUGAGGUGGUUUUGAUGAAUACAGUUCUAUAGGACAUUUUUCAGAAGCUCCUCUCCUGUUGUAGAAAACAGAGCAGUAUCUUAAGUGUCAGCCAGUUAAAUAUACCUAAUUUGAUUUUUUUUAUAUCUUCUGUAAGAGGAUAAUCACCAGGAAUUUUCUUCCCAGUGGAUAAUGCAACAGAGAAAACAGUUGCCCAAAUGUUUUUAAAAAAGUUAUUCCUUGAGAAGUUCAUAUUUUGUGACAUCUGCAUUGAUUUCAGUAUUACUGAUGGUACUGUUAUUCAUGGAUCAUAUUAACAUUCUCUCUGUGAAAUCAUGGUACAGUCACUGCCCAGAGGUACUGAGAAAAAAGCUCUAUGAGUUCAGCAGAUGGUUUGGUAAAAUGAAUCACAAUAAGUGCGGGAAAUAUGAGCUCUGCUUUUGUUGCACCGCUAUGUGAAGUACAGUGUUGUAGGAGUGGCAAAAGCGCUUAUUUUUUAAAAAUGCAAAAUAUUUGUAAAAUGUAACUUUAUGCUUCCAGAUAAUAAUGUAUGUUAGAUAGCAAGAAAUGAAUGCUUUGAGAAGUGACAUGUUGGAAUUUUCUUUCUUUUUUUUUUUUCUUAAAUACACUAAGGAAAAGAAAUAAAUGUGAACCUCUUUGCAAUGUAUAAGGUUGAACCUAAGGAGAUCCCACUGAAACCUACUGCUGAAUGACUGACUGCAUUCUCCCUCAAGCAGAAAACUUUGGAUGUGCCAUGCAAUGGUGUCUUGUUUAUUAUUUUUGCUCUUUGAUAAAAAAAAAAAGACCCCCCAGCAAUAAAAACUGGGUCACUCUUUUUCCCUCUGUGCACAUUAGUCUCUUGUAUUCAACUUUGCUAGUUCUUGGAAUUUUCCUACCCUUUAGUAUAAUUUUGAUGAUUGAAAAAUAUUUUGAAAGGAUGGGUCAGGUACUUUGCCUCCAUAGUCUUUUGAAGUGCCUGCAUAUGAACAAAGUAACAAUUCUGUAAAAAAGGAAACCCAUUCCACUUUUCAAGUAUGCUUUGUUUUAAGCCAUAAGGACACAGCUGUACUUUUGUCAUGGUGUAGUAGCCCAAGUUUUCAAGAAGGUUUAAAACAAAGACUGGCUAGAAAUUGAUCAAAUCUCAUAUUCACCUCUCAUUUAUAAAAUUGUUACUUUCCAUGCAGUCUCUUCUUUGUCUUUAAGUGUGUGCCUCCAGGCAUGCUUAUUUAUUUUUAUUAUCUCAAGGUAACAUUUAAAAUGUGUAUUAAAGUAAAUAAAUCCACAUUUUUUUACUUCAUUAUUACAUUUACAGAGAUUUAAUUGUACUUUAUAAUUUAUUUUUCUUAUUAGCCAAAAUUUCAGUGCAGUGUUUGGUGAUUAGGCACCCAUAUGAACACCACAAAUCAGGACAUUAUUUAUCACUAUUACUCUAAAAUCUCUGAAUGAUCUUUUCUUGAUUUUAAAGACCUACUUUCACACUAGAAAACAUUUGCUGUAUAAUUUGGUCAACAGUUUCCAUUUCUGUUUCUUUGUUUACUGUCAUGAUGUCUUAAACUACAGGAGUCACUGAGUUUUUAUUUUUGUUUGCUUUAAGUAAGGUAGAUGGACGUUUUGGCCAUUAUAAUGUGAAACCACUUCUUUCUUUACAGUAUUUGACCAAAUUUGUGUGUCUGUGAUAUUUGUAAAUACAUGUGAUACCUAUAUUUCUUAUCAUAAGCCUAUUUAGUUUUAUUCUCAGUAGGGUUUUUUGGACUGUACAGUGUUUAUAUGAUCUGAACUCCUUAUACAUAAGAAGGUGUGUAUAAUAAUCCAAUUAUGGACUUAAAUAUUUUAAAAGUAUAAAUACCCUUAUUUGCUGCAAAGACCAGUGUGUUAGACAUUUGCUUUUUAGCAAUAUUUUUAAGUGCUCCAUUUUAAUGCCAAGGAAUAAGUCUUUUGGCAACACAAACUGGUCAAUAAUAGGUAAUGCAGGUAUGUUCAGGUGAAGCCAACGAUGUUUUGCAUUUUUAUGCUUCUUUUCUGUCAACACUAAUGAAGUCAACAUUGCCUGAAUGUCUGAAUAAUGAAACACAUCCCUGUUUAAAAGUAUGUAACUGAAAAAGAAAUAAAAAAAUAAAGGUAGUUUUUUUAAACUUGCUCUUUCCCCUUUCCUCUAAUCACAGGUAAAAUAAUCCCAUUCAUUAAGAGAAAUUUAAAAAAUUCAAUUGAUUGAGCCUAUUACAUGUAUGAAGCAAAAUUAGUUAGAGGAAUAUGGUUUUGUUAUUUUUUUUUUAAUUUUGUUAUUUUGAUUUUGUUUUUGCUUCCUUUUGUUGGAAUGCAAUUGUAAGAAGCAUAUACCAGGAAGAAUCUAAGCUUUGUUUUUAAUUUUUUAAAAAAAUUCUCUGAACUACUUAAUAGAGUGCUUAGUUACAGCUGUCUUCUAAAAAACAAAAGGAAAUAAACAGAAUAAUUUUAUUCGUUUUAGAGAAUAAAAUCAUACUGUUAUGUUCACAGAAAUUCAGUAUAACUAAUCCAGUUUUAAGUGAAUGACUUUAAAAAUCCUUACAGAUGAUGGCAAGCACAUAUUCCUGUCAAUAACUCAGUUUAUCAUGAUGCUAGGUGCUUUAAAGAUUUUUGACCAAAAAGGUAUUGAUGGUGCUGUAUUUAAUAAAAAUUGCUACAGAUAAGAUGUGACAAAGCAGCACACACUCAGCCCGUGAGUAGUGUGUCUGCUAAGCACCAGAGACAUUAGGAAACAGAAAAAUCUGAAGAUGAUGUAUAACCUUUAAAAGGCCCUAUUUAGAAAAAUCUGACACAAGAUUGGGGUUCCAAUCUCAAUGAUUAUGUAUUUGUCUUGGUAAGAACAUUUUGAAUGGCAAGUGAUAGAAGCUUAUGCUUGCUUAAGCAAUUGGGCUGUACAUUAUUUCAUUUAAUGCCAAAACCCAGUGGUAAAACUAUCUUCAGAUGGUUAAUCCUAAUGUUAAGAUGAGAAUCUUUUUCUCUAUAUCUCUUUGUGUAGCUUUCCAUCUUGUUGUUUUCACUUCCCAUAUAUGAUGAUAAAGUGGCCACCCAGUAGCUUGAGACAUUUAUUGUACCAUAUUAGAAAAUAAUAAACUAGUAACUAGUAAAAACAAUAGAACAUUUUCCCCAAGAGUUUCAAUAGAAUUCUGACACUCACACCCCUUGCCCACAUUGGUUUACUACUUCACCAUUGAGCCCCUUACUAUGGAUAAAAAUCUGUUCUACCAAUGUGUGAGAUUGAGUCAUGAAUCCACCUUUAGAAGAUGUUUAGUCUGAGAAAUGAGGUUAAAAAAAGGAGCUACACAAAAGGAAAUCAGGAUAUUAUAAUCAAAAGGAGAGUGAUUAGUUAUUGAGCAGGCAAAAAUAAAUAGGUAACCCCAUCAUACUAAAGGAAAUAAAAUACAGCAUAUAGGCAAAUGUAAUUGUUUUAAAAUUGAAAACAUUUUCCCAGAAUUGUAUAAACAUGGAUAUAUUAUUAGAAGUCACAUAUAGUGAAUGGGUACAUCUGAAAAAUGUUUGGGACUUAGGUGUAAAGGAAAGUUACAAGUAUCUUAUUUGGUAUGUUUUGGUUUUUGUUUAGCUUUUCAGGGUUUUGGUGAUAGAAUUAGGUUAGAAGAGUUAAAAAGCACUUUAAAAAAUUAGUAAAAAUAAGUGUUAUUAUAAAAAUUUGCCAUUCUUCAGGAUAACUAGUUUCUUUUCUCUGCUCACAUUUGGACCCAUGUAAGUUAUUAGGAAAUUUGCAUCUUAAGAACACAUGGCUUGUAACCAAAGAAAGGACUAUAUAUAGAAGUAUUUCAGGUAAUAUUUCUAAGAUAUGAAAUUGGUUUUGUUAGAAUAAUUGUUUAUAGGGAUGUUUACUAUACUGUAAUUUAAAUAAACAUUCCUGCACUUCUCUGGACUAGAGGUUGGCAAACUACUUUUUAGGAAAGCUUAUACUGUAUGAACCAAGAGGUAAAAUUGAAGCUUUUAUAUACUUAAGCAAUGAGAGAGAAAACAAAUUUCCACAAAUAUUUUACUGAUGAAAUUUAAUAAUAUAUAUUAAUACUUGAAUACUUUUUUUGUAUUUCAGGUAAUUAAAUUAUUUUGAGGUGAUAGUAUGCCACUUAGUUGGGGUUUGAAAUUGAUGACAAAUAUUCAUCUUUUAAUGCUGAUCUAUAAUGUCAUUUUUCAUAUUUCAUCUUUGAAAUUUUUUUGCCACACAGACAGGUAUUACCAAACUGUCAUCAAUUUUUGCAUGUGUGACUUUGAGCAUAGUAAUCAUUUGAAAUGAAUUUAUAGAAUUCUGCUGCAUUCUCUUGAUAUUUGCCAUUUAGCAUAUCAUUGUAUUGUAGAUUAAUCACUUCCUAUUGAAAGUUUGGUAGAUUCUCUUUGAUUGUACUGUUAAAUGGGUUUUGCAUUAUGGAAAUUUCCUGUGCAAUUGCAUUGAGUUCCAAAAAUGUAGCUAGAAAUGAGGUUGAUAUUGGAAAAGACAUCCACAGCAAAUUUGUGUGGGAAUGUAGAUCCAUGUUCUUUUAACUUGAUAGUAUGGGAAUUGUGCUAACCAGCUUGACAUUACUCGUGAUUUAAAUAAUAUAAGUUUAUCAAAAUAACUUUUGCAGUGUAAGUCACAUUAAAGUGCCAUUUUUUUGUUGUAACAUUAGGUUAGAUUUAUUAACACUAUCAAGCCUGCAGCAAAAGUUUUAAUUUCUAAAAUUAUUCAAUGUUCGGUAAUAGUAAUUGAGGGUGACUAGUCUCAAACAAAAAUUUCAGUCCUGUUCAGAGGUCAAAAAAAUUACAAUAAAACUUACUACUGCAUUGAAAGUGGUAAAUUUGGACAAAUCAUUAUAUUUAACUUCUAUUUCUGACAAAAUUUAAUAGAUCUAGUGAUAGUUAAUUAAGAUUUACUAGUUCAAGAACAUAAUAGAUUCAAAUAUUUUCCAUAUAAUAUUUGGUGAUGCAUAAUACUAUGAAAAUCUACCAACUUUAGACAUUCUACAUUUUCAUAGGCUUUGUAAAUUUGUCUAACCUAGCUUUUCAUACUCUACACAUUUUUUUUACCACUAUCAAUUAUAGCACAUUUUAGGAGAUUCCACUUCAGGUUGUACUGAAUUAGUAUUUUCUGGAUUUCUUUGAAAAUACUUUUCUUCUGAAGUUGUUCCAUCUAGAGUAUUCUUUAAAGCUAAUUCUUGAGUCACUUCAAUUUCAGCAUUGACUUCUUAAGUUAGCAAAAACUGGGUAGUAUUGGUGACAUUUGUUAACUCAUCAAAAGUCAAGGAAAACUAUUUGAUAUCAUUUGCUAAUUUCAUUGUUGUGACACCAUGGGUUCCUAAUGUAUUCAAGAAUAUUCUUGCCAGGAAGCUAGUUAUUUUGUCAGAAAUAAGUUUAUUUUCUGUGGACACACUUUCUGGCUGCUGCAAUCAAGCAUAAUUAAUAUACUACUAGUAAACGGCUUUCUUUGCUUGGCUAACAAAUGAGUUCCUCACAAAUUUACUUGGAUUGUAUCUUCAUUCUCGUGUGUGUGUAUGUGUGUGUGUAUGUGUGUGUGUGUGUGUGUGUGUGUUGGUUAUGGUAGAGUGUGAAUAAAUUCUGUGAUGAGAUAUGAUAUUUUGGUUUUCUUAUUCAAACUGUUGGUUUCCUGUGAAUUGGGAAUACUGUAAUGAGCACUUAAUCUGGUAAUUUUGAAAUAUAUUCUUUUAGCACAGCUGAAGUAUCAUUGCAUAAUAAACAUAAUGCUUUGACAUAUAAUUGUAUAACAAAACAAUCCACACUCCACUGUGCCUUAAAAUUGCAACACUCAACAAUCACUUUCCUUUACUUUUUUCUGACCUUAUAAAUAUGCAGCAGUAAUAAAAAGUAAUAAGAUGUAUGUAUGACAAUAUGUGUGGCACUUGAAAUACUGUUGAAUUAUAGUCACUACUGAGAUUUAUAGUGUGUUGAAGAGCAGUGCAAAGCAAUGAAAGUGCUACAUAUGGUCUCUGUCACAAUUGUUCAACUCUGCUUUUGUACCAUGAAAGCAGCCAUAGACAAUAUGUAAACAAAUGAGCAUGGCUGUGUUCCAAUAAAAUUUUAAUUAUGGACACUGAAA